This is a messenger RNA of Notolabrus celidotus (New Zealand spotty), 1413 nucleotides long. Its product is annotated as B-cell receptor CD22-like. The record is from RefSeq and is a predicted model, not a curated record. Bases 1 to 1413 code for a protein of 470 amino acids. The transcript is spliced from 6 exons. NCBI's taxonomy places the organism in Eukaryota, Metazoa, Chordata, Actinopteri, Labriformes, Labridae.
AUGAUUAUAGUUUCUAAUCUGCUUUCUGUUACAGUGGUACACGGUCAGCAUGGCUCAGGAGUGACUUACUCUUCUACUCACAUCUGUGCCCCUAAAGGAUCAACAGUGGACAUACCUUGCACCUACACAUAUCCACCCAGAUGGAAUGAGUGUGAUGUGGUUGCUGCUUCCUGGUUCAGAGAAAUGAAUGGAAAUGACCCUGUGGACCUGAGAUCAGACUCAGACUACACAGGUCGUGUGGAGUAUCACUUUUAUGUGAACGGCUGCACUCUGAGAAUCAAAGACCUGAGAGAGAGCGACUCAGCUGAGUACAAGUUCACACUGAGAACAAACAAACCGGAUCAGAGCUUGACUGGGUCACCUGGAGUUUCUUUGUCUGUCACAGCUCUACAGGUGCGGGUGACCAAAAUUGACUUGUAUGCUGUCACUGCAGAGCUGAAGUGUCACAGCAGCUGCAGUCCAGCUGGUCAGCUGUCCUACAUCUGGUUCAAGAGCGGAGAGAAGAUUCAGAAAGAAACGUCUUCGGUUUCAGUAUCCUUAGAUACGGAACACAGCUACGCCUGUGCUCUGAAAGGACAUGAGGAUUCCCCUUCUCCUUCAGUGUCUAUGCAGGUGCAGGUAACCUCGGUAACAGUCCACCAGGAUUACACUGAAGCAGUGCUGAGGUGUCACCACAGCUGCCCUCCUGCUGGUGACAUAUCAUACAUCUGGUUUAAGAAUGGAAAGGAAAUCCAAAAUGAGGAAAAGUCCUCUCAUGAGGACCGGUUUUACCCAGGAGACUUCAUCUCUUGUGCUGUGAGAGGACUUGAGAAGUCUGUCUCUCCCUCAGUGUAUGCUCUGAAGGCUCCCUCUGUGUCGGUAAGUCCUCCUGGUGGAAUAACGAAUGGCAGUUCAGUCACUCUGAAAUGUAGCAGUGAUGCUAACAGAGAAGCUAACUACACCUGGCUCAAGAGGAACCAAUCACUGCCUAGUGAAGAACCACAGCUUGUCUUCACUUCCAUCCAGCCCUCUGACUCUGGAGAGUAUCGCUGUACAGCUGAGAACGAGCUGGGAAAGAGAACAUCUGAACCCGUCUUCAUUGAUGUCAAAUAUGCUCCACAGCUUCCCUCUGUGUCAGUGAGUCCCUCUGGUGAGAUAGUGGAGGGAAGUUCAGUGAAUCUAACCUGCAGCAGUGAUGCUAACCCAGCAGCUAACUACACCUGGUACAAGGAGAAUGAAGACUCACCAAAAGCAUCAGGCCCAGUCUUCACCAUCACUGAAUCCAGAGCUGAACACAGUGGGAAUUAUUACUGUGAAGCCCAUAAUGGAAUAGGACGUCAGAACUCCACCUUAUUUCUGAUUGUUGUGUCAGUGCCCAAGACGGGAAACAAGGUUGAGCUUGGGAUAUUGAAUUGGGAAGCCGGUUAUGCUUAA